AUGACUCAGCCAGAUCCCGAAGUUGUUCAGAAGAUCGCCGCGGAAGCACGACGACGCCAGGGAGCGGCUCGCGAAGCAUUUCUCGAAGAUACCUGCGGCACUGAUAUCGCAUUGCGGGAACUUGUCGAACAGCGGCUCCAACCGCAGCGUCUCGGCACGCUGGUCCCGCAGCAACUGGACGUCACCGCGACGCAUAUCCCCGAUGCUCCCUCUCAACAUUCGCUGCAUCCCAAGCAAGCAACUACCCGGUUCAUUCCCGGAACCAACAUGCUGGUGCGUGUCUGGGCCUCGAAGCUUUACCGAACCGUGGCGAUUGUCUCGCUGGUUGUGCUGAUCAUUUUGCUCGGCAUCGGCUCACGUUACCUGGUAUGGAACGAGCUACGCAAAAUCCGCGAACAGGAAUUCACGGCGCUGCUUGCCGCCGACGUGCAAGCCCUCACCAUGUGGAUCGAGACCCGAAAAGAUCACUUGCAAGUGGUCGCCACCGAUCCUGAAAUCCGCGAUGCCAUUUUCAGCAUGGCUGAGAAACAGGCCAAACUUGGCAAAGACUACUCCCACGAAAGCAUUCAGGAAGAGCUGCAAGUUUUCCGCGAUCGCCUGCCAGAGUUCAACCGCGACAAGGAAGAUGCCCAACGGUUUGUCGACUCGAACGACCCUCUUAAACAUAACGAAACGUUGGGCUCCUCAGGUUCGGUUCCCAAGAUCAUCGAUGACGAAGGGGUCUACUUCGUCGCCUCGCCAACCGGAGUAAUCCUCGCGGCGACCGAAGAAUCGAUCAUCGGCACCCAACUGCCCGGCAAUCGCCAUGCGCGAGUCAUUUCCGAUACGGUUAUGGGCCGCACCG
Messenger RNA from Symbiodinium sp. CCMP2456, 844 nucleotides. The record is from the annotation of a GenBank genome assembly. Lineage: Eukaryota; Dinophyceae; Suessiales; Symbiodiniaceae.